AUGUUAGGUGCUAAAAGCAUUAUUGCUGUUGUGGCUAUAGCUUCUGCAAUAGUCACAGGAGUAGUUGUUAUAGUUGUUGUUGUCACACUUUCUGUGGUUUUAACAAGAAGUAGUGUUAAAGACACCAACGCUAUUUAUCUUUCUGAUGUUAUUACUAACGACCCACAAAUGACAAACGAAAUGGAUACAUUAGAAGUUAUUUCUUCUUCAAAAUUUAGUGGAACAAAACCAAAAGAAUGGACUAUGAAAUAUACAAAAUAUCCUUAUUGGAGAUGUGGACUUACAUUUACUAAUGAUGAAAAACAAAACAUUGUUAAUGAAAAUAAGGAAUAUAUGACUUCAUUAUUACAACUUAUUAAUAACGGAUCAUUAGGAAGAAUGCCCGAAAAAUAUGGUGGAGAUAAACAAUUUGAAGCUGAUGGAGUUAAUUGGGAAGCUGAUAGAUUAGAAGUUAGAUAUGGUCUUUUUGGUAGAGUUUUUGGUCAAAGAGCUGUUGCAUGGGCUUUUCCAGGAGAAAUAGUUACAAUUAAAUUCCCUAAAGGAAUGAGUUAUAAGGGAAUUCAGGUUAGUAUUGGUAAGUGUAACCACAAUCCUUCUGAUCAAUGGUUAAAUGUUAAUAAUUGGUCAAAUGAUAGAAUGCCAAUCGAUUCAAUUGGAUUUGAUUUAGGACUUAAUACAACGGAACCAUACAUUAUUAAUGAUACAUUUAAAAUAGGAUCACCAUUUGGAGGUAUGAUUUAUUUAAGAUCUGAUACAACAUUUACAAAUUCAUUUUAUGUCACAUUCAGUAAUGUUGGAAGAGCUCCAAUUAUUAAUUAUAAUAUUACAACUAAUGAAGAGUGGAAUAGUGUUUUAAGAAAUGCACCAGGAAAUGUUGCAGAAAUAAGAACACCAGGAAAUAGACUUGUAUUUACUUCAAGAAAUAUUAGAAGUUUGGAAGAUGCACAAUAUAUUAGUGAUUUCUGGUUAAAAGCAAUUAGUAUUUCUAAUUAUGCUGUUACACUUGAAAAUAUUCCAAUUACAUUAAACUUCGAUCAAAGAGUUGAUGCAGGAGCUGCUGUUGCAUAUGUAGGACGUUGGUUUACUCAAAAUCCAUCCGAUUGGGCAUCUGGAUGUGUUGGUAAAGAUGGAUUAAUAAAUUAUGGAAAUUGGGGACCAUUACAUGAAAUGAAUCAUCAUAUGCAAGGAACCUUUUUAAGAGGAGGAAAUUGGGGUAUUAAUAAUCCAGGAGAAGAAACUAAUAAUGUUAUGACAUCAAUUAAUUAUAUUUUGUAUACAAAUAUUGCUGGAAAUAGAAACCAAGGACUUAGUGGUUGGAAUUAUGUUUCUGAUGGUUAUUCUACAAUUUAUAAAAUUCUUAAAGGUGAAAAUGACCAACCUCAUUUAAGGUCUUAUGUUAAUAUGGCACAUGCAUUUGGAACAGACACUUUAAUUGCUUUAGUUAAAUCUUAUUAUGGAUUAUGGUAUGAAAAUAAUUUUGAAAGUAAGUAUUCAAUUAAAAGAGAUUCAACUUCUGCUUUCUGUUUGUUAGCUGCAUUAGUUACAAAAAGAGAUACUAGAUACUUAUGUUCUCUAUUUAAAUACGACAUACAAUCAAAUGUUUCAGAAGCAAUUAAAAACAUGAAUUAUCCAACUUAUUAUCCAUUCUUUAACCUUUAUGCUAUGAGUUAUAAUGGAAAUUACUAUGGAAGACCCUAUAAAAUUCCAUAUGGUAAAACUAGAUUGAAUUUCACUGCAACUACUGCUAUAGAUCCAAAAGCAACUAGUGUUAGUUAUACUAUUAAAUCUGGAUUAACUAAAGGAAAAUUAGAAAAAGUUGAAGACAAUGUUUAUGAUUAUACACCAUUCUUUGGAAUAGAAGAAAAUGAUACUUUUGUUUUAAGUAUUGAUUGUGUUGUUAAUGGAGAAAAGGUACAUAUCGAACAAGAAGGAACAUUUGAAUUAGAUCCACAUCAAUUAGUAUAUGAAGUUUAUAAAGAUGUUCAAACAAGAGAUAUGGCACAAGCUCUCAAUAUUAUUCAGAAUAGAACUGCUAACGAUACAGGAAGAGCUUCAUUCUUUGGAAUUGGAACAUACAAUGAUGGAUCAAUGCAAUCAAUGUUGGUAGAAAAAGGUAAAUUUAUUGUUCCAAAAUCUGGAUAUUAUACAUUGUUUAUGAAAGCAGAUGAUUUAGGAAGAUUGUUAUUGAAUGUUACUGGAGAGUAUGAACAAUUAUUAGAUGUUAAAACAUAUCUUGGAGGUUAUUCAAAAACUCUUAAUGGAAGUUAUGCAACCGUAAAAUUGGAAAAAGAUAUUGAAUAUCCAUUUAUUCUUUACAAUUUGAAUACUGGAGGACAAGGAUUUAUUAGAAUAGGAUAUUGUUAUCAUGGAACAGAAGAAUCCAGUGUUGAUGUUUCUAAAUGUGGUGUCUCAGAUGUUGGAAGCUCUAUGGUCCUUAAUGAAAAAGUUAAAACAGGAGCAAAAGAACGAGAAUUCCAAAUUCCACCAAUUAAGUACAGUAGACCAACACGUUUCUUAACUAAUGCAUAUAGAACUAUUCCAAAAUGUUUGAAUGGUGAUGACUCUUGUUCUAUUAAAUGUGUCUCAUUACCACUUAAACAUGAUGAUACAAGUAAAUGUUCUAAUAUGUUUGAUGAUAAUUUUUCUACUAUGUAUCAUUCAAGAUGGACUGGACAAGGAACUACUUUCCCAGUUAAUUAUACAUUUGAGUUCCCAGAAAAUGUAACAUUUAAUAAUCUUUAUGUUCAUCAUAGAAGACCUGAAGAUUCAUGGGGAUACUUUGAAAUGUUUGUUAAAUCUCCAGAAACUGGAGAAAUGGAGUUAUUAGAAAAGUAUAAGCAUCCAAAGUCUACUACAACAGAAAUUGAUUUCCAAAAAUUAGUUACAACUGAUCGUGUCCAAUUUAUUGUCUACAAUAAUUCAAAUGGUGGAAAUUAUGUCAAUGUUGUAGAAUUGUCUUUCAAUAUUAAGGAAACCUUUAAGAAUUAUACAAAUUCAUUUGGACCAAAGAUUAAAAAUACUGGAUUUAAGAAAGUUACUACACCAGGUGCUUCAGGAGGAUAUCUUGCAGUAAAUGAAAAAGAAGGUGAAGGAUCACUUUGCUUCAAAGCUAAAGUCACUAAAUUUGGUCUUUAUGGAUAUAGAAAAACAACAUCUGGAAAGUUUAGAGUUACAAUUGACUCACAACCAGGUCAAGUUGCUAGCCAAAGUUAUUUCUCUGACUCUGAAAGAACUUUAUUCUAUGCUCAUACUUUUGAUGAAACUGAAGCAAACAAAGUUCAUAACAUCUGUAUGGAAGUUGUUGAAGGAACAGUUAAUCUUGAUAUUAUUGGUUCUUCUUAA
Molecule: messenger RNA, 3342 nt
Organism: Entamoeba nuttalli P19
Lineage: Eukaryota; Evosea; Mastigamoebida; Endamoebidae
Product: immuno-dominant variable surface antigen, putative
Exons: 1
Coding region: 1-3342 (1113 amino acids)
Source: RefSeq, a predicted model, not a curated record